AUGAAGCUAGAAGCCAGUGGUGCAACAGCCACCUUAGAGGUCCCUAAGACGACUGCUCCAGAUGGACCCAGUUCUGAAACCCAACCAUGGAAGACAGGGGCCAAGUCCAGGUCUGGCUCUGGACCUGAAGCAGAGAUGGAGCCAUUGGACUUCGUGGCAGCCAUGGAACUGGAGUUUGAGGAGGUGCUGGCCAUCUUGAGCAUGUCUACGAUGGCCUUGACUACUUCUGAGCUGACACCGCAGCGGGCUCUGGGAUCCCGACCACACUGCGGCGCUGGCCAAUCGCAGCUGGUCAGGCGACAGCACCCGGGAGUCAAGGUGGCACAGCUUACCUGAGGCGACCAGCUGGACCCCCAGGAGCUAAAGAAGCAUCACUUAAUCACCAGGCAGGUAAGGAUAAAGGAUGGCCUGUCUCUGCUGGGACAUAAAGGCGUCCAUCCCAGCCCAGAGCAUUUAUGGCGGCCAAGGGCCUGGACACCGAGGGCACCCACUCAUGCUGGGUUCGGCCCUCCUCCCGGUCUGCACCGCAGCCACAGCAAUGGUGCCACCUCAACAUGGCCGCUGCAGUGCCAAGUUCCGCGCUUCGCCAGCCUCAGCGUCAUGUGCCAGCUCUCCCUGGCACCCCAGCUGUGGCCACAGCUGGCUCAUUUCUGCCAGGCUGGCCUGGGGCUUGAACUGGUCAAGGGUUCUACUAAACAUCUGGGGCUUCUCCCCCCAGUGCAGAGGGAAGACGCUCUUUUGAUUCACACCCUUCCACACGUAUCCCACACCUGCCACUUCCGAGUCGCACCCCCACUCCCUGAGGUCCCCCCUAACUCCUACCCUUACCGGGUGUCCAUUCCCACCUUCCCUUUUCUCUUUACCUCUGUCUCCUAUCUUGUCUCUAGCAUUCCCAAAUAUCUUUGCCUAAAUCCAGACCUGAACUGCUGUUUUUUCUUCUAGGUGGGGCCAUGGGGUAUUGAACCCAGGACUUCCCUACUGAGCUAUACUGUCCCAUCCCUUUUUUAUGUAUUUUUUUCUUUUGAGACAGGAUCUUGCUAAAUUGCCCAGAGUUUGCUCUAACUUGCUAUCGUCCUGCUUCAGCCUCCUGGAGUGAUGAGAUUACAGGCUCACACUAUCACAUCUGGCUGUGAACCGCUGGAUUAGAGGGAUCCCCUUGCACUGCUAUUUAUUAUCCAACUUCUCCCCUUCCAAGAACUGGUCCCUUCCCGUGGGCGGACCUGGCCUGGGAGUGAGCUCCGCCCUCCCUGGCUUCUCCCUUCUGCCCCCUCGUGGGUGAAAGCGGGUAGAAGUCUGUCCGGGCCCAUCUGUUGCUCCUCUUCCCCGACCCUUUCUAAAACUUCACAGCCGCCAUCACUCCCCUCCUCCCUGCCCCCCUCAGCCUUCUGUGCCCCUAGAUCAGGGCCAUCUCCCUGAUUCUGUCCCCCACCCCCUCCUCCCUGGACCUCCCGCACUCUUAGCUCUUUUCCUGCCCUUCCGUUUCCCUUCUCAGCCUCCACACAGGCCCAGCGUGCAGUACGGAAAGAGACCUGUAAAUGAAAUACCGAAAACGUCCCCCUAUUUGGUCUCUGUUUACCUCUGCAGUACUUUCCUGAGCCUGCCCCUCCGACUUUGCCGGACAUCGCAUCCC
Molecule: messenger RNA, 1630 nt
Organism: Chinchilla lanigera (long-tailed chinchilla)
Lineage: Eukaryota; Metazoa; Chordata; Mammalia; Rodentia; Chinchillidae
Gene: Nat16
Product: N-acetyltransferase 16 (GCN5-related, putative)
Source: RefSeq, a predicted model, not a curated record